Messenger RNA from Hirsutella rhossiliensis, 624 nucleotides. RefSeq lists its product as uncharacterized. Bases 1 to 624 code for a protein of 207 amino acids. The transcript has 4 exons. Lineage: Eukaryota; Fungi; Ascomycota; Sordariomycetes; Hypocreales; Ophiocordycipitaceae. The record is from RefSeq and is a predicted model, not a curated record.
AUGAAGAUCUCGGCCUCGGUCCUCCUCGGCUCCGCCGCCGCCGCCGUCGUCCUCGCGGCCCCGCUCCCCUCCCCGAGCCCGCCCGGCAUCCCCAACGCGUCCACGGCCAGGACCCUGCUGGCUGGCCUCGAGGUUGCCGAGCCCGGCAGCGGCGACGGCUACAGUCGGAAGCAGUUCCCCCACUGGGAGGAGAUCAGUGGAACGUGCAACACGCGCGAGUUUGUGCUGAAACGAGACGGCGCCAACGUCAAGACCAACGGCGCAUGCAGAGCCGUGUCGGGAACUUGGAAGAGUCCCUACGACGGCGCCGUCUUGACCGAUGCCAGCGACAUUGACAUCGAUCACAUGGUCCCGCUGAAGAAUGCCUGGAUUUCCGGUGCCUCGUCGUGGACCCUCGAGCAGCGCACGUCCUUUGCCAACGACAUCACCCGCCCGCAGCUGUGGGCCGUCACCAACCACGUCAACCGGGCCAAGAGCGACUCGAGCCCCGACGAGUGGCAGCCGCCGCUCAAGAGCUUCCACUGCACCUACGCCAAGAGCUGGGUCCAGGUCAAGAGCUACUACGAGCUGGCCGUGACCGACGACGAGAAGAGCGCGCUGUCCGGCAUGCUCCGCACGUGCUGA